AUGCCAGUGACUGGCAUUAUUCCCCAUUUAUCGGCCCAGCUUCACAAUCAGAUUCUGGGACUUGCGUGGACUGGUGCCGGACGAGAUGUCGUUUCGCUCCGGUCCAAGGCCUGGUGGGAAGAGUCGUCCCCGAUUCCAUUCGAUCUCGCAUCUCGCCUAAAGCCGAACCUGAUCAGGUUGCUACGCGCUCCAUGGGAAACAUGA
Messenger RNA from Penicillium macrosclerotiorum, 204 nucleotides. RefSeq lists its product as uncharacterized. The transcript is spliced from 2 exons. NCBI's taxonomy places the organism in Eukaryota, Fungi, Ascomycota, Eurotiomycetes, Eurotiales, Aspergillaceae. The record is from RefSeq and is a predicted model, not a curated record. The coding region runs from base 1 to 204 and encodes 67 amino acids.